GAUUUAUUGAAGAGCUGAUCAGUCACUCGCCAGGGAUCGCAGGGAACGGACGGCCUUUCUCUCUUGUGUAGAAUUGUUUGUUAUAAUCCGAAAUAAUGGCUCAGCUCGACAAGAUUGCUGACAAUAUUGUCAAGAAAGCUGAUACUAAGGAGGAUGUGAAGAUGAACAGCUUCUGGGCAGAAGGAGGCUGUGUCCUCUUCUUCAUGCGGCGGUUUGGAUGAAUGUUCUGCCGUGUGGGAGCCAAAGAGCUUAGUCUCUUGGCCCCACAGCUCGCCCAGGCUGGUGUGAGGCUCAUCGGCAUUGGCCUGGAGGAAUUAGGGGUCGAGGAGUUCAUCGAGGGAAAAUUUUUUGAUGGAGAAAUAUAUAUCGACACAGAUAAGAAAAACUACAAAGCCCUUAAUUUCCGAAACCUCAGUGUUCUUGCCCUGAUUCCAGCUCUAGUAGCCAAAGUAGCCAGGGACACAGUACGAAAGGCCAAACAAUUGGGGAUAUCAGGAGACAUGAAGGGUGACAAAAUGCAGACUGGAGGACUGCUUGUUGUGUCGCCUAAAGGCGAGAAAGUAUUGUAUGAGUUUAAACAAGAAAAUCCGGCUGACCAUGCAGAGAAUGCAGCAAUUUUAAAAGCCCUUGGCUUAGAAGCAGGGGAAACAGCUGUUGGAGGAGAAAAGAAAGAUAGCGUGAACGUGACAGACUUGGAGUGCGAAGAAGUGUGUGCUAUGCCAGCUAAGAAGUAAAUAGAUGUGUGGGACUGCCAUGUACUCUCUGCAAUGUGUAUGACUGUUGCAACUGGUUUUCAAUCUUUUGUAUUGCAUGUCAGAAUGUUUACCACUUUGCUGAAUUCCAUAUUGAAAUAGGAGAUACUAAAUGUUUGAUAUCUUUAUGCCAACAAAGACUAUAAAAAUUAUUAGUUUAUGAUUUAAAAUAAUUUGCCUCUCCCUUAAAAUUUAAUUUUUUUUCUUUUUUUUUUUUAAUCAACAUUAGUAUUUUAGAAGUGCUCAUAUUCAUUCCAAAUUUAUAGGGGACAAAGAUUAGCAAAACAAGUUGCAAAUGUUUUCUGUGCCUUUUUAAAGAUAAUGAAAAAUAUAUAUACAAAUUUUAUUUUUAUAGCAUGAUGCUACUUAUAAGGAUAGUUUAUCAUUAGGUCAUUAAUCAAAGCUGGAGAUACUUUUUGAUAUGUAAAAAAAAUUGUUAUAUGCCCCUUUACUUUUGCAGCCUAAUAGAUUUUUUAAUAGUAUCACGUCUGCCAUAGAUUAGCCUCCAUAUAUAGUUAUUGAUGUCUUCUAAUGAACAAUUUGGAAAACUACUUAAGUGAGAUAUCUUGUUUUCAUGAUAAUGCAUAAGAAUGAAUAGAUAGUGCCAUUUGAGGAUGUAGAAUGAUUGCUAGAAUCUUUGUCAUACAGUAACACUCAGGAACUAACAAUAACUAUUAAAAUAUUAACACAUGGCAGAUCUCAUUAAUUUAAAUGUUCAGCUUAAUUACACUGUGUCACAAACUUUAUUAUCAUAAUAAUAAUUUGCAUUUUUUUUACGUCAUGAAUAAUUGUAUGGGUGUAUUUUUCAUGUUCGAGAAGCAUAUUCUGCAAUUUAUAUAUAUUUAUACGGGCUUUGAUGUAUGAAGUCUUGUGUAUAAAUGAAAUUUUCAGGACACAAGAUGGAUGUGUAGAAAGCCAUUGUUUAUAUGUAUGAAUUAAGCAUGGAAGAGCUUCUGUGUACAUGAUCCAACGUUGCACAUAAACAGAUGAAAAGAAA
Penaeus chinensis is the source of this 1749-nucleotide messenger RNA. RefSeq names its product prostamide/prostaglandin F synthase-like. The record is from RefSeq and is a predicted model, not a curated record. Lineage: Eukaryota; Metazoa; Arthropoda; Malacostraca; Decapoda; Penaeidae. The transcript is spliced from 5 exons. Bases 222 to 734 code for a protein of 170 amino acids.